Messenger RNA from Grus americana (Whooping crane), 2007 nucleotides. It is a transcript of the gene PNLDC1, whose product is annotated as PARN like ribonuclease domain containing exonuclease 1. The transcript is spliced from 19 exons. NCBI's taxonomy places the organism in Eukaryota, Metazoa, Chordata, Aves, Gruiformes, Gruidae. Gene Ontology annotation, biological process: nuclear-transcribed mRNA poly(A) tail shortening. Gene Ontology annotation, molecular function: RNA binding; poly(A)-specific ribonuclease activity. Gene Ontology annotation, cellular component: endoplasmic reticulum; cytoplasm. The record is from RefSeq and is a predicted model, not a curated record. The coding region runs from base 181 to 1884 and encodes 567 amino acids.
CUGUGCCUGCCUGCUGCUCGCCCACAUAGCCAUGGUGGCAGCCUGUCAGCCCGACCGGCGGGCAGAGCUCCCAAACGCCUCCGGGCUCCCGGGACACGUUUCUCAGCCUUGUAGAGUGCGAGUGGAAACCUCUGCGUCCUUGGGCGCUGCCUGACCCCCUCACCGCCAGCCCGGGUUUCCAUGGGUUCUGUCUUUUUUUCUUUAAAGCCGGGGGAAGAGCCGCCCCUGCUGGAGCAGUGCGGGGCACGCAGGCGCGCUGGGCAGGGGGUAGUGCGGCGGCCCGCGAUGGAGGUGGGGGCGGCGGGCUUCGAGCGGUGCCUGCCGCGCCUGCGGGCCCGCAUCCACCGCGCCGCCUUCCUGGCCCUUGAUAUGGAGUUUACCGGCUUACAUUCAAUUUUCCCACAAAAUAACGAGCCCAGCCUGUUUGAUUCCCCUGCGGAGCGGUACCUGAAGGCCAGGCAGAGUGUUCAGUGCUUCACUGUUACGCAGCUUGGGCUGGCAAUAUUCUUAAAUGAAAAUUCUAACAAGUAUGUGGUGCAUUCAUACAACUUUUUUCUCUUUCCAUCAACAUUGGGAGUUUCGGAUGUGGAAUUCACCCUCUCUGCAUCUAGCAUUCAGUUCCUGUCUCAUUAUGGCUUUGACUAUAAUAAGUUCCUCAAAGAUGGAAUCCCGUACAUGAAUGAGGUACAGGAGAAGAUCCUUAGCCAGCAUCUCUUAGCGGGUAGCUGGAAAGUCAGCAGUGCCCCGGACAGGGAUGUGCUGAAGAAGGCUAUUGAUGAAGUGACCUGUUGGAUAGCUGCAGCAGAGGAAGAGGAGACUAUGAUUCUGCAGGAUCUGAGUGGCUACCAGAUGUUUGAUGUUCAGCUGGUUCUGAGACAGGCUCUCCAAAAUGUUUGGACACAGCCUCUUGGAGACAAGAAGGUAAUGGUGAAAAAAGUGAGUCCACAGCAUCGUCAGCUUCUGGAGAACUCUCCUUAUGACUACUUCCAGAAGGAGCUCAUUCUCCUGUCUGCCCGGGGCUUCACCAACCUCUUCCAGACACUUGUUAAAGCCAAGAAGCCCCUGGUGGGACACAACAUGCUUAUGGACCUUAUGCAUCUUCACGACAAGUUCUACAAGCCCCUUCCAGAAAGCUAUGAGGAGUUUAAAAGGAACAUUCACAACCUGUUUCCUGUCCUCAUAGACACCAAGACUGUAACAAAAUCCAUCUGGAAGAAAUGUCCAUUUCCUCGAGUAUCUAAUCUUUUAGAGGUGUAUGCGGUUUUGUGCAGCAGCAACCUAAAUCCCGAAGAUGCAGCGUGCCCGGUGAUAGCCCUUGCAAGUGACUGCUCAAGAUAUGCUGAGAAGUCGUCUCCUCAUGAGGCAGGCUAUGAUGCAUUUCUCUGUGGUUCAGUUCUUCUGAAGUCAGCUCAUUUGCUACUGUGCAGAUCCACAGAUGAUGCAGUGGAGGCUGAUCCUUCUUUCUCCCAGUAUCUUACAGUGUUAGCCGAGUAUCUGAACAAAGUGAAUUUCAUCCGAGGUGGUGUUUCAAGCAUUAAUUUUUCUGGGGAAGAUGCUCCCUGCCAACAUCCCCCUGUCUUGAUUGUCCAUGUCCGAGACUGGCCAGGGAUGAAUGAAAGGCAGAUUUACCAAGAGUUUAAAGCUCUUUGUCGCUUUGAUGUCAGACGGCUUUCAAAGAACCAGUUCAUUCUGCUCUCCAAUAAAUUUAAGCACGUCAGGCUUGUUCUGCGAGACUAUAAGCAUCACCCUCAUCUGCGUGUUUCCGUCUAUCGCCACUGGAGGCACUCUCCGCGCGUGAACUGCCUGCUGCAAGUCUCUGGUAUUGUGGCACUGUGGUCUCUCCUGGCCUUUGUACUUGGAGGAGCUCCGUGCUGUUCGUUCUAAAGGACUGCCUUACAGAUGAGAGACGAGGAACGCAGAUCUUAUUUUUUGUGUUUGUCUAUGUUUUGUUUCAUUUCAUUUCAUUCCAUUCAAUAAACUAUAAGCAAAGAAAACCCAAACAACAAA